Molecule: messenger RNA, 3932 nt
Organism: Girardinichthys multiradiatus
Lineage: Eukaryota; Metazoa; Chordata; Actinopteri; Cyprinodontiformes; Goodeidae
Product: cytospin-B
Exons: 12
Coding region: 375-2165 (596 amino acids)
Molecular function (GO): protein binding
Source: RefSeq, a predicted model, not a curated record
GUGGACACACAGCGCAGCUUGCCUUUGGGUGCUGUAGUUCACAGAUCUUUUUACUUUGUUUAGUGGAUUGAAACUUAUGACAAUGUUUUCUCUCAUGGAGAUGCUUAGAGGAGGAAAGUGUUGCUUGUGUUUUAGUUUUCAGUAGGAGCGGCGGUUGCGAUCCGUGCAGCUGCCAUCGCGUCUCCACAGUGAAGAAACCAGCAGAGGAAGCGCGUCUGGUUGAGCAGCUCUUCAGAUACACAAAGUAAAGCGGGAAGGAGCAGAAGAACGGCUCAUCAAGCAGAUCUGGAGAUCCUUGGAAUUACCUAUUCACUUUUUAAGGUCACCUCCGCACUGGUCUGGGCUGUGCAACAGGUACCUGCAGGGCCGCAUCAAUGGGCAACUUUUCCUCCAAGGACAACCAUGGAAACGCAGGGGCAACUUUGGAAAGAUUCCACACUCCCCCUUCAUCUCCACAGAGCAGCAUUCCCCAUCUUCCACCUACCCCUACAUCAUCUGCUUUAUCUCCAUCACCAGCAGCAACCAUCACUUGUAGUGAGAAGAAGUCACAGCAAUGCUCUGCAAGGACCUCCAUUCCUCCUCCGGACUGGAGGCCUCCUCCAACAGUCAGUCCAAACAGCUCUGUAAUCAGUCCUGUAGUGAACCCAGUUCUCAAGAAGACAGGCAGCACUGUUGAAGGAAAGGGGCAAGCUUCUUCAGGAAGAAAUGGGGAUCUACUGAACUCUACAUCCAGGACUUCAGGCUCCCAAGUGAAGAGUGUGGCUGUCAGUCCUAUAAAGAGCCCUUCGUCAGUGUGCUGUGUGCCACCUGCCACCAGCUCUGUGGAGCAGAACAAGAGGGAAAGAGACAAUAGUCUGAGUGAGUCUCUGCUGCCAGGUUACGAAGACAGAGACAGACAGAGCAAGGAACUAGCUAAAUUGUUGGAGGAGUGCAGGACUACACUGGGUGUUACAGACAGACAGGAUGCGACCACAAACACAACAGAGAUUCUAAAGCAACUGCUUACUGAAGUGAAACGUUUAAAGACUACUUUGGAGACAGAGCGUGGGGAAUGGCUGCAGUUCCAGGCAGACUUUCAGGUGGCCGUGUCGGUGGCUGACCGCUUAAAAGUUGAGGCUGAAGAGGAGCUUACAGUGCUACGAACAGCCCACAAGGAAAUCGAGAUGGAGUUGGCGACUGCUCAGCACAGACAGAAGGAGGCUGAAAUUCAGCUUGUCACCCUACAAGGAGAGCUAAAGGAAACCAGGCAAAAAUUGGCUAAUCUUACCGAGGCUCAAGACAAAUCUGAAGUCCAUGCUCAGGAGGAGCUAAAGAGGUCCAGUGGAAAAUCCAUUAACUCUGAAAGCAAAGAAGGGACCAAUCGGGGCAGGGUAAGGGGAUUGUACAGGCUUGGGGGAGAAAAGGUGGAAAGUAAGAGUCAGAAUCAAGUAAUAAAGAAUAUUAUUGCAGACAAUUCCAUAAUAGACUGUAAAGGUGUAGCCAGGCAUUCCCUAAGAAAUGUGACCAAUGAGGAUCAGGAUGGAGCAGAUGACCAGUCCAAUGAAUCACGAAGGGUGAUAACUUCGGAGAGGUCAAGGAGCCUGUCUAGAUUACCUACUUCUUCAGACACUGCUGCCAUACGGAACGGAGCAUCCCAGACUAACUUCGCUUCCACAAUGGGGUCAACAAACCGGAACUUGGGAAAACUAAGAGGAAGAAACGGUCUGGACUGGCAACACUGCAAAUUGUCCAAUGAUGCAGGAAAACACGAAGAGUCUUUAAACAAGUACAACUCAGCCCUCACUGAGCUGCCACCCACCAAGUCCCAGGAUGGUCUCAACCUACUCCUGCGUCGCCAUGGAGGCUCAAAGAGAAACUCGCUUCUCCGCUGGUGUCAGAGUCGAACCCAAGGAUACAAGAAUAUUGACAUUACCAACUUUAGCAGCAGCUGGGCAGAUGGCCUUGCAUUCUGUGCUGUCUACCACACCUACUUUCCUUCACACAUCCCUUACAGCAGCCUUAGUCCUGAGAACAAGCAAGAAAAUCUCAGCCUAGCAUUCAAAACAGGAGAGAUUCUGGGGAUCUCACCAUCACUGACAGCAGAUGAGAUGCUACGAGCUGGCGGACCAGACUGGCAGAGGGUCUUGAGUUACGUGGAGACCAUCUAUCGUCACUUUGAGAUGUGACUGCAGGAGAUACAGAAGGACAAUUUCAAAGAAAACACACACUUUUAUAAUAAUUCCACGGCCAGUCCUGGCAAAUGGUGGCAAUAGUCAAUAUAUAAAGGUAUAGAAAGUAACUUUUGUCAUUUUGGUCCAGAGAAGAUUAUCCCGGAAAAGGUCAAAACAAGAGUGUGUAACCAAGAAAUGAAGGUGCAGAAAUUAAGCUGUGCAUUCACUUGUCAUUUUGAAAUUCUGUGUGCUUUGAGGCAUUCUAGCUUUUGUUUUAAAAAAAAGUCAAGGAAGUUUACCAUGCAAAACUAGAGUAUAAAUUCGAUCAACAGGAGAAGAAAAAAGGAGGACCAAAAUCUAGAAUUUUCUCUUAGGAUGAAAAUGGUUAUUAGAGGGCAUAUUUCAUGAUUUUUAGAAUUUUUCCUCACAGCAGUAGUAUUCAUUUUGAAGGUUGGCACCCUAAAACCACAAGUGAGCACAAGGCAGUCAAGGAAAGAGCUGGUAGCUGUUAAAGAAUGAUAGUCAUCUGUUGGACAACACAAUGGCUCAGCAGGAAAAGAGCAUUAAUUGGGAAUACUUUAGUUAGACUUUACACUCAUAUUAAGGUUAAUCUAAAAGCUCUAAAUGUGUCAGAAAAGUCUUCUGUUUUUAAACUAAUCUGCUAUAAAAAUCAGUGGAAAGGCGGUGGAAAAGAAGUGUGUUUCAUCUUUGUUUAUUAUAAAGAUUUAUUGGUUUUUAGCACUAAUAUAUAUAUUGAAAUAUGCCCUUUAAUAUUCAAAAAUGUUACGUAUUGAAAAAAAAAAAUCGAGCAUUCUUUGUGGAGGAUGCAAAGUUACUGUAAGUGUCUCCACACUGGUACUUUACUGGUAAAAAGUUCUGUAUACCAAUUCACUCUGUUAGCAGAUUUCCUUCUUCAAAUGGUUUUAUUUGUCAAUAUGUUUUGCUUUUUGUUUUUUAUAUGAUCACAAAUGCAUCAUUUACUGGAUCCCUUGGUGCUCUGGAGAUGUGCAUUUUGAAGUUAUAAUUGCUGCACAUAACUGAUCUGGGUUCUUUUAGAGGCUUCAGGCUUCUUCCUGUUAAAAGUGAGUCAUUCCUUUGCCACAUUCUUGCUUGGGAUGAAGGGUUGCUGCAAAGUUAGUGACUCAACGCAAUCAACCAUCCACUGUCACCUCAUGUUUGCUCAGGAGGAAGGGUUGCUUUGAAGUCAAUAACUCGAUGCAAUUGGUUUGGCUUCCUCAGACAGAUAACCUUUCACCAAUUUGUGUUAUGAAGGGGAUUUGAGUGCAAUGAAACAUAACUCGUAAAUGCUGAUUGAAUCACUCGGCACCAAUUUUGGACCUGUCUUGGAUUGAUUUGUUUAAAUAUUUUUGUAUAUGAAUUGGAUCUGUUUGUCUUCUAAAGUGCCUUGAGAUAACAUUUCUGGGAAUUGGUGUUAUAUUCAUAAACUGUAUUGUAAUUCAAGAACGAAUGACGUAAAUAAUGAAAGCCCCUUCAUGAUAUCACAAGUCUGCCAGUGUCAGGUGCUCUGGGAUCUGAAUUACAAAAAAACCAAUGAAGCAAGGACAAAUGCUUGCCCAUACAAGCUUUUAAUCCAGUUUCAACACCAUUUUACCUUUGUCUUCUUUUUCACUAAUUCAUAGCUGCUGUUGUUACAACAUGUUUAAACUGAGUUUGUUGCCAAGGUUUUAUGUGCCAAAUGUUGAAUACUCUCCACUGUAAAAUAUGUCAAUAUGUAACUAGUGUGAAAAAAAUUAUCCCAAAGCAAUAAAGUGUUAAAAUAUU